This is a messenger RNA of Loa loa (African eye worm), 10411 nucleotides long. RefSeq names its product beige/BEACH domain-containing protein. Bases 221 to 10189 code for a protein of 3322 amino acids. The transcript is spliced from 61 exons. Lineage: Eukaryota; Metazoa; Nematoda; Chromadorea; Rhabditida; Onchocercidae. The record is from RefSeq and is a predicted model, not a curated record. Gene Ontology annotation, molecular function: protein binding; metal ion binding.
GUUUCAGGGAAGUUCAUCUUGGUUGUUAAACAAUAUUUUAUUGCAUAUCGACGAAUAGGACGCAUCUUCUCAUGUAACUUAACCACUUUUGACCAUUGUCCAUCUUUCUUUGCUGAAUUUCGGAGGGGCGGUAACGUACUGUUAUUUGAAUAUGCAGCGCAUGGAUACAAUGCACAUCUGAUUGGAUAGCUCACUACAUCAGAUGUAAGAAAACGCUCAUAUGGAAGACGUCGAUCGUUCGCUGACUUUACUGCACUUGCGUAAGACGUUCAGCGAGUAUUGUAGGAUGCCAUUAAAUGGUUCAAAUGAUGGAGAUCGGAAGUUUGACCGUGUGCUUCCACUCUUUGGAAGGGUGAUGGUAAUGUACCCUUCACCAGAAGAAAUUGUCGAUAAAUUCAAUGAACUGUGUUCGUUUACGGGUCAUCUUUGUCGUCAUCUUGUACAGGAAAUACGCUUAAGGGCCGCAAAUGAAUGCACUCAGUUGGCAGCUUCUGCUAUUUUAAAUUUUCUAUUACCAGAUGUCGCCGAUUGUCGUGGCUGGACGUUAUUGAAUGCAGUUUGCUACCUUAGUUACACGAAACAGGAGCAGGUUAUUGAAGUGAUGUGCAAAGCAGCAUUACCUUCUACUCUGAUUAAAGCACUUUAUUUAUUUUUCGAUUUGCCCCCUCCAGCCAAUGGGGAUGUCACAUCAUCCAAACAAAAACUUUUCGUGGUUUUCCAAAAAAAAUUAUGUGAAUUCAACUGUGUUGGUGAAGAGCUUACUCGGAAAGAUGAUUUGUUCCUUCUCUUUGCCGGCGCUUCUUGCGCAUGCCCUGCGGAAAAUGUCGAAUGGAGAGAAGCUGUAUCUCAGUUACUUGUAGUGGUAGUUUCAAAAAGCUUAUCCUCAUCUGUAACCAAAUAUAUCCAUGCCAAAAAUUGUAUAUCAGUAUUUUUAUCAAAUAUAUAUAAGGAGGAUGAAAGCCUGUUGGAUCAAGAACGCAUCGGAAUGUUUAUUUGUUUGCUGUCUCUUUUAAAGGACUCUGCGCCCAUUGUGAACGUUCUAUUGCAAGAUUUUGCUCGUGCUAAUGGUUAUCUUUUAUUACGGGAUUUUAUUUUGAAAUAUUCAGAGAAUAAAGAACUUGAAGAAGGUAUUAAAAAUAUCUUAUUAUUGGUAAUGAGUAUAACAACAUGUGGUAUUGCUGAACUGAAACCGAUUUAUACACCAGGACCGAUUAUACUUCCAACUUUUAAUCUUCCAACUCCUUCAAAUAAUGGUCUUACAUUGCGCAAUAUCGAUGCGUUCCAUCUUCUUUUUCAAAUUUUUACACAGUGUAAAAAUGAACGAAUAUGUGAGGCAGUUAUUGAUGCUGUUCAUAAUAUUUAUGCUUCUGAUGCUGUUAAUUACUUCAUUGCGGAUAAAGAAUGUCCAUUAUCUCAAAUGAUUGAAAGGAUGGGACCAAAGUCUCCCCAAGCACAGCGGAAAGUUAUGGAACUUGUUGAGUAUGUGGUGUUGCAUUUGAAUCAUAUUCCCUGUAAAGAGCUUAUUGCGCUGAGUGUUCUGCUGAAAACAGAGAUAUCGGACAACGGUUUUGAAUGUUGUGUACUUUUUUACAGAGUGCUUUCAGGUGCAUUUUAUUCAUUAAUAUUGUCUGCCAAUGCGCUACUAAAGGAUGCUUUCCGUGAAGUUGGGCUUGUUGAAUCACUGAUUUGGACAGUGUUGCAUUUCAUAUCAAUAGACAAAAUUCGACCCCUUUCUGAAUGUGAAGGACGAGUUGCUUUGUUGAGCACUGAUAUACUUUCUCUUCUUGUCAGCAACAAUCUUGCUAAUGCUUGUGUGUUCCGCGAAAAUGUUGGUUCAAAAGCAAUCAUCGAUAUUAUUUGUAGCAAUAGUGAUGAAUGGAGGGCUUCUGCAUUACAACUCAUGAAACAGCUUCUAAUAUCCGGUCAAAGUGAAGAACAGCUCACAGCUUUGCUUCUUGUGCUUCAUACUCCGACGUGUAAUAACAUGCCUUUGAAAGCAAUUUUGUUGAAGUCUCUCCUCUGUGCUUUGCGUGAAAGUCAUAAAGUGCGUUUAAUGUUUCGACGCAGCGGUGGAUACUUAUGUCUGAUGUCUCUUUUGAUCAGUCUCGAGGGUAAGCUAUGCAAUAGUGCUGAAGAAACGAUUCCAGAAGUGUUUCUUGCCGAAACCACCAACUUUCUGAGAUUUACAGAAAUCAUUUUCAAAGUACUGGCAAUAAGUAUGCGGUAUGAGCCAUCCAACUCCAAAUAUUUUUCUCAUGAGGUGACGUGGGAUAAUUUGUGCUUAGCUUUACGGGUCAGUGGAGCUUUUAUGAAAGAUGUCGAGAAAAUCGAUGCGAAACAUGUGAUAUGGCAAACUGAACCAUCAGAAAUUCAGAGUAAGGUUGAGGCAUGUCACAAAGUGUUUGAUUUCAACGAAUCUUCCAAUAGUAGUUGUAUGCCACCUGGUAAAAUUCCAACUUCAAUAUUUAUUGCAUUGUCGAUGGUGCGGCUUCUGGUCAGCUUGGCUCUUGACAGUUACGAAAAGCCUGAGGCAGUUUGGCCAUUAUGUUCUGGUCCAGCAACUAGCGACCAGUGUGUAUCCCUUACAUCCUGGACAGCAGGUGUACUUGUCCAUCCUGGUGCACUAAUUUCUGUUUUACAUCUCCUUCCCGCAAUACAGUCAUCGACAUUCCAGUGGGCUGCAGCUGCUCAGUAUUACUGCGCCCUUCUUAUCAAGGCGCUUUUGCGACCGGAGAGAAACCAACAAAUUAUGUGCCAGUCAAACAUGGCACACAGCAUUUUGAAAGUUGGCGUUAAUGUUUUCAAGAGCGAGAAACACCUCAUGCUUGGACCAUUUUAUUAUGUCCUGGAGCGACUUUCUUCACAUGCAAUAACUCCAUCUGAUUUAAGGUCCUUUUUGCGUCUUGAUAUGCCGCUUUGUUGUCGAAAUUUGGAUGAGACGGAGGGUGAGGAACCAAUGACAGAUAAUGAGGGUGGUUCUAUUCCCAUUGCAAGGGUGAAGGCGCUGGUUUCAAUGAUGACACCGCGUGACCAUCGAAUUGCUCAAAAUCCAUCAUUUGUGGAAUUCGAUAUGGCACCUGAAGGUUUCGCAUGUCUUGUAAUUCCAUCGCUAGCACCGCUUUCAGCAGAUUUUGGAAUUGGACAUGGUGAACGGAUAUUUCCGCCUUUAAAUGGUCUAACAAUAAUGAUGUGGCUUUGCGUGGAACAGUUCAGUGAUAAAAGGAUCGACCCACAUCCUAUACGCUUACUCACAAUUUAUCGUUCAUUUAAUUCAUCAAAAAAAGAAGAUGGUUUAAAACAGAAUCCCUCACUUGCUUGCCUUUCGAUGCAGCUAAGUUCCAUCGAUCGUUCACUCCUGAUUUGCACCGCCGAAAGCGAAACUGCGGGUAACGAUCUUGAGAAGGAGCGAAAUAUUGCGGAUGAAAAUCUUAUUCGCAUUGCAUUAGGAGACUCAGUGUGCAUUGGACAGUGGACCCAUAUCGCUGUAAUACUAGCCAGAUCUGUUCUUAAGCAUAGCCAGGCAGCUGUUUAUAUUAAUGGUCGGCUGGAAGGUACUUACAAGCUACAUUAUAUCAUCCAGAAUAUUGGUGGUGGUGCGGCUCAUUUAUCUUACUCCAGUGGCAUUCAUGCUGUUAUCGGCACACCACCAGCUUAUCGAUCACCAAGCAGACUGUGUUUCAAAAUUUCCACUUUUGUCUUAGUUGAAGAACCAAUGGGUGCAGAAGCAAUAACUCGAAUAUAUGAUUUGGAACCUCAUUACAUUGGGAACUUUCAAACGAUAUCGGGAGAUACCCCUCUUGUUGCGGAGGAGCGUAUUUGUUUGUCUUUAUCGGCGGUGGCCAAUAAGGAACUGAGCGCUUCACGAAUAGGUUCAAUAUAUAGCAAAGCAGAUAGCGCGUUCAUUGCACGUUACGUUGGUGUUUCAAUUCAUGACAAAAGCACUCCAUUACGGGUUCUUCUCAAUACAGUUACGCAUGCAUCAGGACCAGCACGACCUUUUGGAGCAGUACUUCUUGGAUAUCUUGGAAUACGGUUGUUUACACCAUGCCCAGUAACUCGACUGUUGGACUGCGUGGGAGGUAUAUCUUGUCUGUUUGGUCUCGUAGCAAUGGCGACAACAUCCCAAGAGUUGUAUGCAUCAUUAAAAGCCUUGGCGACUGCUAUAAAGACGGAUAAAAUUACAUCGAGACAUCUGAUUAGUACGAGAUCCUAUCAGAUCCUUGCGAUGCUUCUGGAAGGAAAAACCGAGCUUCUGAAUUCCCAUAUUCUUCACUUAAUUUUGUCAUUGGCUGGCACGUUGGAUACCAGCAAAGACACAUCCAUUAUACCGAAUCUUUCGGUUUUUGAGGAUAUGUUAUGUGAUUUGGAUGUUUGGAAAGACGCUAGCCCUGACCUCAACAGACUACUUUAUGAACAUUUCUAUGAAUUAAUCACGGAUCAGAACAGUGAGAACAUGAAUAUGGUGCGCCGUAGCUCGCUACCAUCCCGUCUUCUCAUUCGACUGUUUGAUCAUCCGAAUCUUAUUUUUGCUGUUAAUGAUAUUGUUUUCAAUCUUCUUGCUGCACUUUUGCAAUCUCCUGCCGAUAAUUUAUUGCUACUGAAAGUUGGUCAGCUGGUGGCUGGAACUCUUCCAGUGCCAGGUUCAGACCAGGAUGAAACUUCAUAUGCAUUCUCGAUAACCGAUCUGCAAGCAGCUCUGUUUGCCAGUAAACAUUCACCACAUUUUGAUCGUCUGCUUUAUGAUAUUUAUGUGCGCAGUCGUAUUCUCAACAUAAUAGCAAACACUUUAGCGCAUUCGAGUGUAAACAACAAUUUGUUAUUAUGUGACCUAGUCGUUAAAACACUUGGUUUCGAUUGGGUGCUGGCUCUAUUCACGCCAGGUGCUCAUUGUACAACCAUUGUACUUGGUCUACGUAUUCUUCUUGCUCUUUUGAAACACGAUCAUCUAAUGCAGAAAUUUAAGGAAGGCUCAGCAAAUGGUGGUUGGUUAACAGAUGCAGACUCAUUUGUUCGCAACAGAGCUGCAGUUUUACUUGGUUUCUCGGUAUCAGCUUACGGAGGCAACGUGGGAGCUCAUGUUGACAUCAAUCCAGAACUUUCUGAAUGUAGUGGUUUUAUAAUGCUCGAACACUUGCUUUAUUAUCACUAUGAAAAACCGCAAUGCUAUUUGGCGAUGUUGGCAUUAUUAGUUGGCCAGCCAGUGUCAAACAUAACACUUGUGGAUAAUUUUUCUCUUGAUCUCAUUUGGUCCCAUGUUUUUGGUCUUUCUUUGUCAAGUUCUGUGUCAGAGGCCGUUUCUGGUAUUGAAAUUUGUUGUGAGGCAGUUAUACCGCUGUUAUCCAUGGUUCGAGCUACAGUUCAUGCCAACAUACGUUCCAGUGUUGAGUCACCACACGAUGAUAAUAAAUUGGUGUAUUCUUCUACGGUGAUUCAAAUGUUCACUUUCUUGUACCAAAACUGUUCUAACUUCUGUAAUCUUUGCCACACAGAAGAGUUCAUAACUUACCUAUUUUGUGUUCUUAUACCUCUGGAUGUCAUGGAAUCAAAUACAGUCAGAGAUGAAAAUUCGCUUUCGCCACCAUUCUACGAUAUGCAUGCUAUCCUUGAUGAAAGUUGCUGUCGAAAUGUUUUGGAUCUAAUAAAGCGGAUUUUAUAUGAAGAUGUAUGUCGAAGUCAUGGUGCCAAGCCGGAAUCCUUAUUAGAUGCAUUAAUCGAGAGCAUUCCUGAAUACGGUUGUUCCCGUCGAUUUUGUACUUUUGUGCUUUCGGAAAACUUAUCUUUGUGCAUGGAGUACAUGAUUGCUACUGACGUUUUGCUGGAGUCUGAGAAUACAAGUACUGCAGCAACUUGCGGGACUUCAGCUGCAACUUCUGCUGUUUUAUUUGCAAAUUUCGCGUAUUUUGCUUCUAGGAUUGUUGACUGUGUUUGGAGUGGGAUUUAUGUUGGGGAAGCAAGUCGUGUGCUUAGUUUCUUGUUGAAAGGGCUUGCUCUCAUUCGGCGUAACGAUCCGAAAUCAGUUUCUUAUGAUUCACUUAUGCAGUCGCUCGAUCGGACCAUUUUAUAUCUCUUAAGUAGACCCAUUGACAAUGUUACCGUACAAAUGUCGAUUUUAAAUACGCUGUCAGAGAUCAUCCUACAUCGUAACGUUAUAUUGUCUCCAACACACAAUGAUCCCUUGUUUUUCGGCUCUCUUACUCAUCUUUUAUUUAUGCUUUCCGUCACACCGGACAUUCUUCCAAAAAGGGAGGCGUCAUCGAAUCUUGAUCGUGGAAGUGCUCAGGUUGCCUUGUGUGCUUCACAGGUGUGGAAAGAGGUUUGUACAAUGAAGCGAAAUCUUCUAGAAGAAGUUUUUCGGAGUGGUUUUGUUGCAGAGUUAAAUGCAGCACGUGCUUUAUUAUCGCAUGCUGCCAGUCUGCAAUGGUUAUCGUUUGUUGAUUCGCAGAUGAAUUCUUCUGCGCCAAAAAGUACUAUGCAAUUUCAACAACAGAUACAGUCGAGAAUCACGAAAGUUGCUACUGGUUUACAACGUUUGGCAACUCGCAAAGCAUUAAACAGUUCGAGUUCAGUCUGCAGCUUCAUGUUCUUGCGACAGCCAAAUAUCACUACGGAGGUAGUUCAAAUGUGGCUGCGUGUGCACAUAUCGUUAAUCAGAGAACUUGUUCGUACACAAUGCCUCUGUUAUCAUGAAUGGCAUUCACACGUGCAAAAAUGGUGCAUGCAAGAUUGGCGUUCCCUUGAAAUGGAAUUGAUAAGGGAACGUGGAAUUUGGGGAGCAGAGCUGGGUUCUUCUCUAGACAAGUAUAUGUUAGAUAUGACUGAAGGGCCUUGUCGUAUACGGCGGAUGUUGAUUCCAAAUCCAACUUUCUAUCAUCAUUAUCCCUAUCGUCCUUAUCUUGAUUCUCCUGAAUCGAAAGCGAUACGUGCUAAAGUGGCAGUAUCAAAAGACAGCAAACUGUAUUAUGCAGCUAUAAAGCGACGCCGUCGGAAAAUACCGGAACAAAGGAUCAUCGAUGUAUCGGCAACGGUAUAUACCCCAUCUGAAGAAUGUUCAGAUCUGUUUUUUACUGAUAUGCAAGAGAUCAGUACGUCAGUAAUUCGUCGCGUAUCGAUCAAGCAUGCUCUGAGCAAAGACAGCGAUGAAACAGAAUGUGUUGUAAAUGAGAAAGAUGUGAACGAAGCAGACGAGGAAAGUGAGGAAAAUGGUGUAGACGAAGAACAUAGUAUUGAGCGACAACAAACAAGAAAUGGACAAAAAAAUGAUAUUCAAGAAAAUGAAGGGACGACUAUUAAAGCAAAAGAUGGAAGCAUAGAACGAAAAAGAGGACCUGAUAAUCAGACUUUACUCAGACUUCUGGAACAGGGUGAACAACUGCAUUCUAUGUUCCGCUGUGCACGUGUGCAGGGUUUGGAUACAAGCGAAGGACUGUUACUUUUUGGGAGACAACAUUACUAUGUUGUUGAUGGAUUCACACUUCUGAAAACGAGAGAAAUCAGGGAUUUGGAUUUCCUCCCACAAGAAUUGCAUGAUCCAAUUGUACCAUACAUGGCCUGUGGUGCUAGCCAUCCUGUACGACGCACUAGAUUGUGCAGUAAAUUUUCAUACAAUGAUAUUCGUGAGGUACAUCGACGUCGCUAUCUUCUGCAACCAAUUGCUAUCGAAGUAUUCUCAGCAGAUGGCCGUAAUUACCUGUUGGCUUUCCCUAGACGUAUGCGUAAUCGAGUUUAUCAAAAAUUUUUAUCGUUAGCAAGGUUGCUGAAAGACAGUGGAUCCGAAUCUAUAGGAGGACAAAGGUCGACUGCUCCAGUGGAGCAAACAAGUCGUGUUUCAUUACUUACCUCAUUAAUAGGACAACAGUCUGUUACGCACCGUUGGGUACGAGGGGAAAUCAGCAAUUUUCAAUAUCUGAUGCAUCUGAAUACUUUGGCUGGUCGGUCUUAUAAUGAUCUUUCUCAGUAUCCGAUAUUCCCGUGGAUAUUACGAGAUUACGAAUCGGAGGAUCUAAACUUGACAGAUCCACGUUUCUUUCGUGAUUUGAGUAAACCAAUGGGGGCACAGAAUCCAAAACGUUUGGAACAGUUUCUAAAAAGAUAUCGGGAAUGGGAUGAUCCAACUGGUGAAACGCCUGCAUACAUGUAUGGCACACACUAUAGCAGUGCUAUGAUUGUUGUUUCAUAUCUCGUACGUUUGGAACCUUUUACGCAACAGUUUCUGAAGCUUCAGGGUGGUCAUUUCGAUUUGGCUGAUCGAAUGUUUCACAGUGUUGGUGAUGCUUGGCUUAGUGCGAGUCGUAAUAAUAUGGCAGACGUAAAAGAGUUGAUCCCUGAAUUUUUUUCUCUUCCUGAAAUGUUUCUUAACUCAAAUCACUUUGACUUUGGUGUCAAACAGAAUGGUGUAGCGCUGGAUGAUGUGAUACUUCCAGCGUGGGUGAAAGGUGAUGCCAGAGAAUUUGUACGUAUGCAUCGACAGGCACUGGAAUGUGAUUAUGUAUCAGCAAAUUUGCAUAACUGGAUAGAUUUAAUCUUCGGAUAUAAGCAGCGCGGAGAUGCUGCUAUUGAAGCGAAUAAUGUUUACCAUCAUCUUUUUUAUGAAGGGAAUGUUGAUUUUGAUAGUAUCGAGGAUCCGCUAACAAGAAACGCAACUAUUGGGUUUAUUAAUAAUUUUGGGCAGAUUCCUUCGCAACUGUUCAAGAAACCGCACCCACAGAAAAAAGUUGCAUACACAGAUAUUUAUUCAUCAACCCCUGGCGUUACAACACAGCGACUUUUUUAUCACUCUUUUGAUUCACUGAAAGUACCAGCACAGCCAAUAAAAGAGUUAAAAUCAACUGUUGGAAGCUUAAUUCCACUCGACAAAGGUGGAGUGCUUGCGCUGGAAACAAAUCGUGCACUACUUUUGCCAAAUCGUUACAUAUCUUGGGGUUUUCCAGAUAGAAGUAUAAGGAUUGGUGCUAUUGAUAGUGAUCGGUCAACUUGCAUCUAUGAGCUGUGCGAAAGCGCUGAAAUUACUUGUUGUGCAUGUGGUGAUUCACGGACAGUUUUCACCGGUUCCAGUACGGGUAAAGUUUGCGUUUGGGAUCUGACCGAACGACAUCCUCGCAUUCGCUUUCGUCGCACAUUAACAGCACAUACAGAAGCAAUCACUGCUUUGGCUGUUUGCUCAGCACAAACCUUGCUUGUGAGUGGUAGCCGUGAUGGCACUGCUGUUGUGUGGCAUUUGAGUGCGUUAAUAUUCAUUCGACAGUUACGACCGCAUCCAUCCGCAGUGACAGCUGUUGCUAUCAAUGACGCAACGGGGGACAUAGUGACAGCAUCGGGAUCGACGAUGUUCCUAUGGUCGAUCAAUGGACGGCUGCUAUCUGUAAUCGAUAGUGUUGACAAAUCUUCGUUCGAUCAAUUUCCUAAUAUCAUUUUAUCAUUGGCAUUUUCUACGCUAUAUGAAUGGGAUCCGGAAAAUGUGAUUAUGUGUGGUGGUAGUGAUGGCGUUGUACGAAUAUACUGUAUGGAGUUUGUGAGAAGUGAAGAUGAUCCAAGAGAAAGCCGAUCACCAACAAUAUUGCAAACAAAUAUAAACAGUGCUACUACUCUACAACAGCGUCUUGAACGACAACAACAAAGCUUACAGUUGUUAUCAGCAGCAAGUUCGUCGGACACUCCUCCUGCUGGAAGUCAAACUGGUUCACCGGAGCCACCUACCGGUCCUUCUAUUAAUUUAUACGAGAUCGAUGAAAGAUUGGAUUGUAAUCGGAAAUGGCAGGAUGCUGAAGCCGCUCACUCGGGAAAAUUGGUUUGGAAGAAAUUAUUGGUACCGAGGUUUUCAUUGACAACCCAUACAGCUUUUAAUCGUAAGGAUAAUCCACAUCCUGCUUCGAUUACAGCUAUCACACCGUCGAGAGAUCAUCGAACUCUGUUUGUUGGAGAUAGUGUUGGUCGCGUUUGGAGCUGGCAGAUUGGUGAUGAAGUUGGUGCACGUGCAGAUCACUGGAUACAGGAUCCGAGUAGAAGUUCAUGCACACAAUGCACGCAAAAAUUUUCGCUUGCCGAAAGGCGACAUCACUGUCGAAACUGUGGGCAUAUUUUUUGCAACCGAUGUAGUCGAUUUGAAACCGAUAUAAAACACAUGAAAAUUUCGAAGCCAGUGCGUGUUUGUCAAAGUUGUUUUUUACGUUUGAAGACAGAAGGGGUAUCCUAAGAAGGGGGAGACUGGAAUUGAAAUACUUUCUUUUUGCCUCCUGCUGCAUGUUGUAUUUAUCAUUACUAGCUUAUUUAAACUAUUUGUUAAUGAAUAGUAGUUUUCUAAGAAUUUUUCCUUUGAUCUCAAUUUUAUAAUCCGUUGUGAUGUAACUUUGUACUUGUGGUUUAGUUCUUUAUUUCCAUUUCUUACCAAUAGUCCUUUGCAUAAUAAAAUGGCUGC